This is a messenger RNA of Rotaria sp. Silwood1, 528 nucleotides long. The record is from the annotation of a GenBank genome assembly. NCBI's taxonomy places the organism in Eukaryota, Metazoa, Rotifera, Eurotatoria, Philodinida, Philodinidae.
AUGAUGAUGAACAAAAAAGAUACUGGCGAUGAGAAUACUGGAACUGAAGGUACAUUGUCAAAUACUGAUGAUGAUGAUAAUGUGGAAAAUGCAAAUGAAUUACCAAAUAAAAAACCUAUAGCUAAAUUUGGUAGUGAACCUGGUAAAACCAAUAAAGUGACAUCAAAGAAAGGUAUCAAUCAAGAAAAUGAAAAUGAAACGAAGGAUGAAAGUGAUGCGAUGGCUUCCGGAAAAAAGUAUUUAACAGUUCGUAAAGGUAAAGCUGUUGGUUCAUCAAAAAAAGACUCAGAAAAAGAAAUUAAAGCUAAAGGUGAUCACAAUUUGUCCGAAGGUAAAAAUCUAGCUGAUGGUCAUCUUUUGAUAGAUGGUCCAUCAGAAAAAAAAACUGGAAAAAGAAGUGGUCCAGAUGAUAAAGUUCCAUUAUCAUCAUCAUCUAGUAAAACUAAUAGUCGUGCAGUUGAAAAGAGCAAAACUACACAAACAAAAGUAAAAAGUUAUUGCCAAUCGUAUAAACAUCAAUCGAGAUGA